Molecule: messenger RNA, 6129 nt
Organism: Planococcus citri (citrus mealybug)
Lineage: Eukaryota; Metazoa; Arthropoda; Insecta; Hemiptera; Pseudococcidae
Exons: 3
Coding region: 463-5508 (1681 amino acids)
Source: RefSeq, a predicted model, not a curated record
UGCGAACGCAUGUGCCAUGUGUACAAAAAACACGUGACACCAGAACCGAACCUAACCUGGCACAACAACUUGUUGAAUUGUUAUUGUUUGGAUUGGUUAUCAUACGCCGGGAAAUAUUUAUCGUUAUAUUUCAACUUGACUGAAUAAUUUCGUCAAAGUUGUAAAGUUUUUGAAUUUGUUUUAUUUUACAAGCUGUAUGCUUAGUAUUUUUCUUUGAAUAUGGGUAACUCUUUUACGAGUUCUUAAUCAAUCGGAAUCGAUACCGUACAACUGGGAAUCAGUUACCGAUCUUUUCCUAUUCCAAUUUGAAGACAUAUUUUUUUAAUGAUCAUUUUUUGAGCUGUAUGGUUUUGACGAAGGAACCUGACGAAGUUGCAGAGAAUGCUGUAUUUCUAUUAUUCAAAUUUGCAAGCUACCAGUGAACCAUAAAUAACAGAACAACGAGUAUCGAAAAAUAUCAGAAUGUCUUCGGAUUCAGACGAACAACCCGGACCUUCCAGUUCCAAAAGAAUAAAAAGUGAAGAUAUCGAAUAUGGGCCGUUGAAAAAACCGAAGCUCGAGCCAGAAACGCAUUUUCAUGAACAACCAGGACCUUCCAGUUCCAAAAGAAUAAAAAGUGAAGGUAAUAUUGAUACUCCCACCGUAAAAAAACUGAAACUCGAGUCAGAAAAUAUAUGUAACGAACAACCCGGACCUUCUACACGUAGUUCCAAAAGAUUAAAAAGUGAAUCCGAUGGUCCGGUACAGAAACAGAAAAAUACUGAAGAACACGAUGUUGCAGGGUUAAAAUUAACACAUCAUGGUGUCGUUUACCAACUAAAAUUAUUAACUUUAUUUUUAGUACGAGGGCUAGAGAAUAAGUACAAGUUCACUUUAGCCACCGAAAUGGUGGCAGCCGAAAAAUUUGAUGACAUUGUGUUCGGUUAUACUGAUGAAAAAAGUGGUAAAGAUGUAUGUCGCUUUGUGCAAGUAAAACACAAACAAAAUCAAAAUGAAAAAAUAACCAUUUCUGCUUUGUUGAAUGAAAAAGAUGACGAUUUCAGUUUGAAAAAAUAUUUUUUAUCGUAUUUGAAAAUUAAGGGCAAUCCCGAAUUUAAUGAUUAUGAAUUAAAAGACUUUGUUAUUAGUACUAAUAUCGAUCUACACGAAGAUUUGAAAAAUAGAUUCAAAGAAAAAACCGAUGAGGAUAAAAUUUUACAGUUCGAAUCUCGCGAAAAAGAUUUUAGGCGAUAUGAAAUUAAACUAGAGCUAUUUCCUACUUUAUUGUCAAUUUUGUCCCGAACAUCAGAACUUGAUAGACUAGCAAAUGUGCUGGCUUCUCAUAUAUCUCGUGAGAAAUGCCUAGACUUGGGAGAUGAUUUACUCAAAACCUAUCAUGCUGUGCUAGGAGAGAAGGUAAUUGAGCGUGUUGAAAUUAAAGGUGUUGAAGUAGGUAAAUUUCGUGAAGAGUUUACAGAUUUUGGAAAAUCACCAGAGUUGGAAAGGUUCAGAAAUGCUUUUUAUAACGAAUACAGACAGGUAUCAAAAGAGAAAUUCGAUGAUAACUUCUGGGAAACGAUGAAGGCGAAAAAUCUGAAAAUAUCGUCAACUUUUGGAGUAAAAUUUUGUCUCAAGCUUACUAAUCCGAAAUUAUUAGCUAAAGAAAUUGCAAAAAUGAUUAUAAAAGAUGCGAAUGAGGAAAGUGUUAAAAUAGUUCAAACAAUUAGGAGAAAUGCUAAGCUUGAUAUUGAUAAAUUAGGAGGACAUGUAUUUGUAAAAAAGUUUGACGAGGAUGAUGAUGAAUACUGUUUUAGUUCACGGUUUCUCGACGAGGGUGAAAAAUUGACUGGUAAUUUAGACGAGUUCCGUAAUGCAUUGAAAACCGAACUUGGAGAGGUAAAAUGGACUGAAAUGAGCGAGUAUAAAUUUCAUAUCUCAGAAAAAUUUAGAGAUGAAACAUGCGAAGAGAGACAGCUUUAUUCGAAAGAUUCGUUGCCAAAUGAUUCAAUUGAUAAAAAAGACAUAGAUGAGUUUCUCAAGAAAUUAGUUUUUUCAGUCAAUCAACCGAAUGAAAUUCAGUUAAGCCACGUUCUUGAAAAGGACUUACUCUUGGACGAACGUUUCAAACUAAUCGAUAGCGAACUCCUGGCAGAUAAACUUCAGAAAGAUAUGCUGAAUUGGAUGAAAGACAAAAAAGGUCGUUUUUUAACCGAUGAAGAGGGUAAUGAAUAUUUAGAAGUAAUUAAACAAAAAACUUCCAAAUUGGUAUUGAUCGGUCCUACCUUGCUGUGCCUUGCCAAAAUAAAACAAUUUCAAUUAUCAUUUCAAAAUGAGUUGAUAGCACGAGAGCUACGGGAGUUCUUAGAUUCAGAAGCUGAACAGAUUUUCAACUUGAUAAAUUCUCACGAAACCAUUUUCGGUUCACUGAAAGUUUUUCAAACUUUAAAGGAUGUCUAUCAAAAAGACGACGGUUACAUUUUCAUGAGUUUGCAAAAUGUUUUGUUUAUAGAGGAUUAUGUUAAAAAUGCUUUCAAAUCAGAAAAAUGUGAAUUACUAGUCAUCGAAUGCAAAGCUGAGAAAAACACGAAAAAGCAUGAUCAUUUAUACUUCGAAUUAGCUACGAUAUUGGAAACCCAUAAAAAGAAGAAAGUUAUUCUUAUAACUUUAAAAAAUGACACUUUUGCUCAGAAAUUCAAAGACAAUUUCUCGCGAAAUAAUCUCUAUAAAGAAAUUGAUGAUUUUAACAACAAUUUAAACGAUCUUACCGAAGAAUCUCAAGAAAAAAUUUUAAAUCAUGCAAAAGUUAUAUUUCAAGGAAAACAAGUGAAUUUAGGUUCAGUGUUGGAUGCAAAGUCAACUCAUAUAUUGACAGGAGACGUGCUCUCUAAGCUUAUUAAUGACGAGAAGAUACAGAUUGGUAAAUCACUUAUGGACUCGAAAUAUGAAGAUGUGAAGGAGUACUUCGUUGAUCGUACAUUUGGUCGUUCUCUGGUUAUCAAAAAAGCUAUUCGGAACGAAGGCAAUUUUUUCCUGAUUGAUGACAACAACAAGAACGAUACCAACAAAUUGAACGAGUAUUCCGGUGGAGAUAUUUUAGUCAUUUCUUCUACUGGUACUAAUUUCAAGAAGCUCUGCGAACAAUUCGACGACUGCAAUAUUCAUUGGCUGAAGAAGAAAAAUAAUCGAUUAAUAUGGCAAAAAUCACGCGGUGACCUGACCAAUUUGCGUGAAUUUGUAGAUACUCGUGAACAAUGCAUUAGAAAAUAUAAACCGAGUGAAAUUUCAAAAAUUACAGACGUAUCUGAUAAAGUAUUCCUACUGGCGGCAGAAGCUGGAAUGGGUAAAUCUGUGAUACUUUCUCAUUUGGCGUGUGAGACUCGAUCUGAUUCAGCUUCUGUGUGGAUUGUUAGAAGCGACUUGCUCGAAUUUUCCACACCGUUCAGUGAUCGACUGGAAAAUCAGAUUGAAAUCAACGAGCUCGAAGCCAUGAAAUUUUUAUGUGAAAUUGUCAAUUUUCAACAUUUUAAGUAUUCCGAAGAAGACGAACGAACGAAAGAGAUGAUACAUCGGGCAUUGACCGAAGGAAACAUGGAAAUAGAUUCUGUUAAGAAUGAAGGAUUAUCGUCGUUGGAAAUGAAGCUGUUCGUACGUUUUUUCCUAGAUGGCGAUGUGAUAUUGCUGUUUGACGGUUUUGACGAGAUAAGCCCAGAUUACAAUAAUGUGGUCGUAAAAUUACUGAAAGUUUUAAAAGAUACAAAAGUCGAAAAGAUUUGGUUAACUACUCGUCCUUAUAAUAUUCAAAGGGAGCCUGAAGAUAACCUGAGUACAUUUUCAUACUCAUUGAUGCCAUUUGAAAAAGAAGAGCAGCACGAUUUUUUGGUGAAAUUUUGGAGCAAAAACUUGGCAUUGGAGGAAUUAUUGAAUAGUAAAUCGAGAAGAGAAAGAGCAGACGUUUUCAUCAACGAAUUACUCGAUCGAUUUUCCGAAUCUAUAAACGAUCAAGACCGAAAGUUCUUGAGCAUUCCAUUGCAAAUUUUCAUGAUCGCUACCGUGUUUUCAGAAGAAUUUGAAAAAUUUUAUCAUUCGGGUAAUCGAGAACUUUCUCAAGAGAGUAUAGAGGUACUCGACAAGAAACUGGAUUUGGUCUCUCUUUACGAAGAUUUUGUCAAGACAUUGUUUUAUAUAAAGGAAAGGAAAAACCACGAGGAUUUUGAUCGUUCCAAAGAUAAACCUGACGUUAAACGUAGAAUAAAGGAGGCGAUUAAAAAAUUGAAAGAAGAUAAUAAAAAAUUGGCUGUUUAUUCGAUGCCUAAAAUGGAUAAAAUCCUGUCUGAAAAGGAAUUGGAAGAAGUACGUGGUUUGAUGAGUGAAAUAAGUGAUGCGAGGGAAAGGACUGGUAUUAUUAGUAAGAUUAUUAAAAAUAAUCCUAUAGAGUUGAAGAAAGCUGAUGAUUUGUCUGCUGAAAGCAACACUCUUGUGAUUACUGAAAUCGUCGAUGAUAAACCUGUAUUUAUUCAUCGUACUUUUGCAGAGUAUUUCGCUGCGAAUUAUAUUUGGGAUAAAUUCGAUUCAAUCGAGAAUGAAGAAUCUCAAAAAGAUUUUAUUCAGAAUAUUAUGAUAGGAAUUUUGGUGAAGAACAAUUUUAUUCAAGUUUGCAAGUUUUUACAGCUCAUUGCUAAGAAUUCUUCGAGUCUGGAUGCAAAUGCAACAAAAAAGAUUGAGAUGUUGUUUGUAGAGCUUGCCAAACAAAUAACAGAGUAUGGCUCUAAAAAGGCCAAGCCUACUCCGCAAUCCGCUAAAAUAUUACUAGGAAUUAUUGAUUUCUUCUUAUCAAAACAAAAUGAAGAAUAUUAUUUGAAAAUCAGAGAGAUUUUCAAGAUCAACACGAAUAACGCGAUUAAAUCAUUGCUGCUUAAAUUAUUAUGCGUUUGUGCAGAAAUGGGCUACAUUGGACUGGCCAAAGCACUGAAAAAAUACGUCGAUGAAAGAUCUUCACUCGAAUAUCCCAAAUUUGAUAAAUUGUCUUACAGUGAACUAUUGCUCAAACAUCUCGAGACUAAUGAAUGGAAUGAUAGUCCUUUAUGGAUAUCCUCUGAAAACGACCAUGACGACUUGGCGAAAUUUUUAAUUCGAGAUUUAUCUUAUAAUAUCACCUGGAAGGACAAACAUGGACAUGAUUUAAUCGAGCGUAUAUUUUUUCUAUCUGCAUUCAACGUUCUUAAAUCGUGCGUAGAACAAAAUAUUACAAACGACGAGUUUUUUAAAAAUCUUCACGGCGUUGGUCGAAAAAAAUUACCAAUUUACGAAGCCCUUAAAGCAAACGCCCCGUCGGAUGUUAUCAAAUUAUUGAUGGAGAAAACGGAUGUUGAUCUUAUAAAUAACUUCGUCGAUUGUGAUCUCGAAGAGAUGUCGAUAAAGGAACACAUGAUUUUGCUGUUGCUUCAAUACGAUAAAGAAAUAAUUGAGAUUGCGAUAAAGAAAGGUGUUGAUUUUUCUUCCAGUGUGAAUGUACAGGGUGUUCCAGAAUAACCUUUCACAUUUGUUUUUCUUAUUACUCUGAGAGAAAAAUGUUUACAAAAAUUCUUUUACAACCAAAAUGAAGUAGAAACAUGCCGUUUUUAGACCGUAUAUUUGAGUUUCCAUUAAAAAUCAAGUUUUAAAAAUUUUUUCAUCGAGAUAUUUUCCAUCAUUUUUGACACAUUCAACCGAACAUUUUUUCAAAUUAUUGAACACUUCUCUUCCUAUCAGUCUCGACUCACGAUUAAGAUUACCUAGAAGAUGUUUCAGAGUCCUAGAUUCAUCCUGAUACACUUUUGACUUGAGGUAACUCCAUAAAAAAAAAUCAUAGGCUGAAAAAUCAGGGGAUCGAGGUGGCCUUUAAAUUUCUGUGUUCAACGAAAUUAUUCAAUGUCCAAAGUGCUCACGCGCUAAACAUAUUGUGUUGGUCUCUGAAUGAUAGGUAGCUCCAACAUGUUGGAACCAAGUAAGUAACUCUAUUUUAUCUGCCUUUCAGUUCAGGAACAAGAAACUUGUUCAACAUUUUGCCUUACCCCUCACCAUCACUGUUUCAUUAAACACACAUGGUCCCACUACACCAACUUUAGCCACGCCCAACCAAACAGUCAACUUGACGGCGUGUAGAGGUUUCUC